GCCCGGUCGAGAUGGAGGAAGAUGCGACCGGAGGCCAUCAGUCGCCAGAAACAGAGGAUAGAGUGGGAGCUGCGGCGUAGAGGUCUGCGCUUGGAGUUCACCUCAGACGGGGCGGAACCGCCCUGAUGUGAGAAGGACAUCCUGGGUCAUCUGUUGGGUCUCCAUAUGAAGCACUUUAACCUUUGUGUCUAAGCUGUGUUAAAAGAUGGGGGAAAAUUCAGAAUUGGAGCCAUGCACACAAAUAAGGAUCUGGGAAAGAGCCAUAAAGAAGCUGGGCUGAUUGAAUUGGAAGAAAGGAAGGCUGAAGGAAGUGAGCAUACAGGUCUCCAGGCACAAUGGAGGACAAACGUAACAUCCAGAUCAUCGAGUGGGAACACCUGGACAAGAAGAAGUUCUACGUGUUUGGUGUGGCAAUGACAAUGAUGAUCCGUGUCAGCGUCUACCCAUUCACCCUCAUCCGCACUCGCCUGCAGGUUCAGAAAGGCAAGAGCCUCUACCAUGGGACCUUUGAUGCCUUCAUCAAGAUCCUACGGGCAGAUGGUGUGACUGGCCUCUACCGGGGGUUCCUGGUCAACACCUUCACCCUCAUAUCUGGCCAGUGCUAUGUUACCACUUAUGAGCUCACCCGGAAGUUUGUAGCUGACUACAGCCAGAGCAACACAGUCAAAUCACUGGUGGCCGGUGGCUCGGCCUCUCUCGUGGCUCAGAGCAUCACGGUGCCCAUUGAUGUGGUCUCCCAGCACCUGAUGAUGCAGCGCAAGGGUGAGAAAAUGGGCCGCUUCCAAGUGCGAGGGAAUCCAGAGGGACAAGGGGUAGUUGCCUUUGGCCAAACCAAGGACAUCAUCCGACAGAUCCUGCGGGCUGAUGGACUUCGUGGCUUCUACCGGGGCUACGUGGCUUCGCUGCUUACUUACAUCCCAAACAGUGCCGUCUGGUGGCCCUUCUACCACUUCUACGCAGAGCAGCUCUCAUCCCUCUGCCCUAAGGAGUGCCCUCACAUCGUCUUUCAAGCCAUCUCGGGGCCUCUGGCUGCAGCCACUGCUUCCAUCCUCACCAAUCCCAUGGAUGUCAUCCGAACCCGAGUACAGGUUGAGGGCAAGAACUCCAUCAUCCUGACCUUCCGACAGCUGAUGGCAGAAGAGGGGCCUUGGGGCCUCAUGAAAGGCCUCUCCGCCAGAAUCAUCUCAGCCACGCCCUCAACCAUUGUCAUUGUGGUGGGCUACGAGAGCCUCAAGAAACUCAGCCUCCGACCUGAGCUGGUGGACUCACGACACUGCUACCAGAGAUUCACUGACUGUUACAAGUGCUUCUACCAGUUGCAGCCUGAGAUGACACAACGCAUCUAUGACAAGUUUGUAACUCAGUUGCAGACAUCUAUCCAGGAGGAAAUCUCUGAAAUCAAAGCGGAGGGAAACCUGGAAGCUGUCCUGAAUGCGCUGGAUGUGAUUGUGGAAGGAAGCAAGGACUGCGAGCAGCCGGCUUGGCGCCCUAGUGGGAUCCCAGAGAAGGACCUGCGCAGCACUGUGGUGCCCUACUUUCUGCAGCAGCGGGACGCCCUGCAGCGCCGUGUGCAGAAACAGGAGGCUGAGAACAGGCAGCUGGCAGAUGCCGUCCUGGCCGGGCGCAGGCAGGUGGAGGAGCUGCAGCUGCAGGGCCAGGCCCGGCAGCAGGCCUGGCAGGCUCUACACAGAGAACAGAAGGAGCUGGUGGCCGUGCUGAGGGAGCCUGAGUGAGGAGGAGAGGGCCCGGCCCAGGAGCAGAGGGCAGUCAAGGUCAAGGGCCUGUGGUCCAGGAUGCUGAGCCUGAGUGAGCUGCUUCCGAGAACAGUCCCUAAGCAGUGAUGGAAUUUGCCGGAGAAGGAGGCCUCAGCUGUGUCCACUGCCAUUGUGCCUCUGGGGCUCCCUUGGGAUCAAAAACACACACUACCUUCAGAUUCCUCCCUGUUUUCUUCUAACUUUAGGCAUCUUGGCCAGCUCCCGCCCUGGGAAUUAGGCACCAUGCUUCCUCUCCUUUAGGUUCAGGCCAACCCCCCACCCUACCCCCAUCACACAUAUCGCCUAUUCCUGAGCCCUCCCUAGGACCUGGCUUGGGGAAUCUGUAUUCAGUUUCCACUGAUUGCCCCCUUGCUGGCCAGCCCAAGGGCCCUUGCCAUGUUCUCCCCACAUCCACAAAUAAACUUCCUCCACUACACUGUAAUCUGUGAGGAU
Messenger RNA from Mesoplodon densirostris (Blainville's beaked whale), 2207 nucleotides. RefSeq names its product solute carrier family 25 member 44. Gene Ontology annotation, cellular component: MIS12/MIND type complex; mitochondrion. Gene Ontology annotation, molecular function: branched-chain amino acid transmembrane transporter activity. NCBI's taxonomy places the organism in Eukaryota, Metazoa, Chordata, Mammalia, Artiodactyla, Ziphiidae. The coding region runs from base 336 to 1733 and encodes 465 amino acids. Gene Ontology annotation, biological process: chromosome segregation; branched-chain amino acid catabolic process. The record is from RefSeq and is a predicted model, not a curated record. The transcript has 9 exons.